CAGUUCACCGCGGGCAAACUCAACUGCACAAUGUGAAUAUUUAAUGUCCACCGCAUAUCGAAGUUGUGUGCACGAGCUACACGGUUCGGGACAGGCAAUAUGGUGCCAAAGUGGAUAUCCAGACCGUUGCUUGUCUGCGUACUCCUAACCAUGUGUUUCUUGGCACUGUACUCCGUCAUGUCCACGAAUGGGGAAAAGAGAGCUGUUGUGUUUUAUAAAACCGGAUCGCGGGAAAGAACGGAGGCGAUGCGGGACCACCAUUUCGAGACCAAAGAAUUUACACCAAAAAUAACCCAGUACAAAGUGGAAUUGCAGACGCGUAAUAAAGAAGCGAGUGUAGAUGCUGUACAUGUCGAGGAGACUGCGAAGGGGGGUAUAGAAGGCAAGCAGGUGGAUUUGGAGAUGUUGGAUUCUGAAAGCGAGGAUGAUUUUUGGCAAGUAGGCGAUAGGCAGUUGAAUUUCGAGACGGCACGUGUAGAUGAUGACAAAAUUGCUCACCAGCAGGUGCAUUUUGCGAAGGUAGAUUUGGCGAAGGUGGUUGAUGACAAGGCGCAUGACGUAAUUAGGCCUUUGAAGGUUUUCGCGGAGGGUAUCUCGCCUCCCGUCGUGCAUAAUACGAGGCUGCCUCCUGCCUUGCAAAAUAUGAGGCCGAUGAUCGACCUGGACCGGCAGGACGUGGACUCGGACGAGCUGUUCCGAAGGCUGGUGGUGGUGACGGCUUUCUCGGAGAAUCACCGCCUGGAGGUGAUGGGGAUGAUCGGCACGGUGCAGAGCCGCAUGCCCGCUACCAGGAUCAUCGCCUACGAUCUGGGCAUCGAGCCCAGCAAUUUACACAAUGUAACGCAGCUGUGCAACGUGGAGUUGCGGCCUUUUAAGUUCGACAGAUACCCACCACACGUUGCGAACAUUAUGACGUACGCCUGGAAAAUCAUCAUUAUAAAGGAGGCGUUGAACGAGUUUGGCGCCAUUUUCUGGGCAGACGCGUCCGUCAGGUUUCUUGACUCCCUGCGGUUACUGUUGCCGUUUGCCAAGGAGCACCACGGGUACCUGUCGCGGAUACACAGCUACCUGGCCAGGGCCACGUCUCCUAUUUACCACAAUUUCUACUACACCCAGCAGGGGAUGUUCGACUAUUUCGCCAUCAACAAGACAGAGUAUGCGCAGUCGGACAACGCGCCCCACAUUGCCGCCAACCGGCAGCUGGUCGUCAACAGCACGACCAUUCAAACCAGAGUAAUCGGACCACUGUACGCAUGCGCUGUGGAAAAGACUUGCAUCAGUCCUCCCGGCUCUAAGCGCGGGAACCACCAGUUUGACGCCUCGGCGUUAAUGCUGGUCUUUUACAAGUACCUGCCGGGGGAGUUCAACAGGGGUAACGAUCACCUGAACGACAUGAAUAAAGUCAUGAAGAUGCACAGACUCUCCGACGAUUGGCAAACAGCCAAAGUUUGUUAGACCAGGAAGGAAGGAACGCCGCCACGACUGGCUGAAGUCGCAGAACUUCUUUAAAGGGAUGCGCACGUAUAGUUCGUCGUGAGCUGCUGUAACCAAAUUUUACCAUGGAUCAAUUGUCGUUAUGAUGUGCCUGGGAAUGGAAAGGCAAUAAGCCUUUGUACUGAUGACGUCACACUUCGUUUACAAAUGCGCUUUUCUAUGGGGCCAUACGGAACCGUCGUCCCCACUAUAGGCUCCCAUAAGAAAGUACACAUGUGAACAAAGUGUGACCUCAUCAGUACAGAAGCUUAUUAGAGUUGGGAAGCAAAAGUGCCAAAUUUAAAUGUACCUAUAAAUAUUCAAAUGUACUUGCGGUACCCGCUGCUAUGUACAUCAGAUUGGAACCAGCCAACCGAU
Messenger RNA from Patiria miniata (bat star), 1851 nucleotides. RefSeq lists its product as uncharacterized. Lineage: Eukaryota; Metazoa; Echinodermata; Asteroidea; Valvatida; Asterinidae. The coding region runs from base 100 to 1455 and encodes 451 amino acids. The transcript is spliced from 5 exons. The record is from RefSeq and is a predicted model, not a curated record.